AUGGCAACAGCCAAUCAUUUUCAAACUCGUGUAUUAAUCCCUGAUAAAACUUCAUUAAUAAACAAUGAAAUUCGUAUUAAUUUAUUAUUAGAACAAGCACAAACCUAUUUUCAUACAUUGAAUGACCUUCAAGCAACUCAAUAUAGACAAAAUUUAACACAAGCAUCUGAACUUGAUCUAUGGUCAUCGAAAAUGUUUGAAAAAAUUGAUGAUUUAUAUAAAUCAUGUUUAAACGAUUUAAAACAAUCAUUUGAACAAUUAAAAUUAUUUCAACAGUUAAUGAUUAAAAUAUUAUAUAACGAAAAUGAAAAUAAUCUUGAUGGAAAUAAACUGUUGACUAUUGGACAAGAAAUUUGUAUUUUAAAAUGUUUAUCAUAUCAACUUGAUACAACAAAAGUUAAAAUUGAAGGAAAAUUUAAAUCAAAUAAAAAUUUUAAUAACGAUGAAUCAGAAGUUUUAAUUGACGAACAUGAUAUUCAAAAUAAUAUAAAUGAAAAAAGUAAUAAAAAAGAUUUUAUUUGUCGAAUUCUAGUACAUAAAGAUACAAUAAAUAAAAUUGAAAAUUUAUCACUUAUUCAACAGUUUGUUGAGAUGAAAAAUGAUAUUAAUAAAACAACACCUGAAAGAAUUUUAACUAUUAAUGGUCCUCAUCGUUUAGAUGUUAUUGAACAAAUACUUUCCACUGUAUAUUCAGCAUCAUUAAAUCAAUGUGAAUUGCGAGUUCUUCUUCAUCAAUCUUAUGCUCCAUUGAUACUUGGAAAACUAGGAGAUCGAUCGAAAGUUUUACGUGAAAAAUAUUCUUUACAUAACUUAACUAUUCAUCCAACAUGUGCACCACAUUCAACUGAACGUGUUCUUCUCAUACAAAGUUUAUCACCUGAAAAAAUACUUUCUUGUCUUCAAGAAAUAUUUAUUAAUAUUAAUCAACAUACAUAUGAAGGAGAUGAAAUUAUACUUUAUGAUGAAAUCAAUUACGAUGCUUCACUUGUUCAUGAAUAUGGUGGUUUUCCUUCAUCUGAAUCUAUUACACGUUCCAAUGAACAACAUAAUCAAUAUUAUGACCAAAAUGAAAAAUUUGACGAAGUAGAAGAAAAUGAAGGUAUUCGCCGUUAUUCAGCGUUCGAUGCUUGGAAUGGCUCAGUUGAAGCUGAUACGGAUCAUGAAUUUUCAGUAGUUAAAAUUGGUGAAACUUCAAUCAUACGAGAAUUCUGGAUUAAUCAUGGUCAGUUUGGUGCUUUACUUGGUCCUCAUGGUGUACGUAUCGCACAGAUUCGUUCACAAUGUCGAACAGUCCGUAUUCAUACAGUAGCUGGCUCAUCAAUUGAUACAUGUUCAGUUAAAGUGAUUGGACCUCGAGUUGAUGUUAACCAUGCUGUCAAUUUAAUAAUGCAAUCAAUUAAAGAGCAUGAUAGAAAAUUUCCUUUUAAACACCAUCGUUUUAGUGGACGUUUAAGAUAA
Molecule: messenger RNA, 1458 nt
Organism: Rotaria socialis
Lineage: Eukaryota; Metazoa; Rotifera; Eurotatoria; Philodinida; Philodinidae
Source: the annotation of a GenBank genome assembly